CACUAGUUCUGCAGAUAAUUUUGUUUAUGGGCUUAGCCCAGCAUAUAUUUUAGAGCCCAAUUUGUAUCUGUCUCUUCUUCUACCUAGCAAGAGAACCUCUGCAACAUCUCAGGUAACAAUGUUCACCAGGUUUCGUCUAGUUACGAAUAAGACUUUCUCCACCACCACCGUUCUUAGGCUCGUGUCUUCACGCGCCUCCACGGACACGUCAUCCUUAUCUCAUCAUAAUAGCUUGAAGGAGAUACUGAGAAAGAACGGUCCACGAUUCAGCGUCCCUUCCCUGCUCCAGCAACGACUCGACUCGGGCCACCCCGUCACGUUACCGGAGCUCCGGUCCAUCACCCACCGCCUCAUUAAAUCUAACCGCCACGAUAUCGCACUCCAGAUGAUGGAGUGGAUGGAGACUCAAAAAGACGUUCACUUCUCUACCUACGACACGUGUCUUAGAUUGGAGUUGAUCAUCAAAAGCCACGGCUUGAAACAAGCAGAGGAGUAUUUUGAGAAUCUCUCUCUGAAAGCUUCAAAAGCAUCUUAUCUUCCCCUGCUUCGUGCUUAUGUUAGGGAUAAACUGGUUCUUGAAGCUGAAUCUCUCAUGGAGAAGAUGAAUGGAUUGGGGUUUCUCGUCACUCCACACCCGUUCAACGAGAUGAUGAAGCUUUACGAAGCCACUCACCAGUACGAGAAAGUGGUAUUAGUGGUUUCGUUGAUGAAGAGGAACAAGAUACCGAGAAACGUUCUUUCUUACAAUCUCUGGAUGAACGCUUGUUGUGAAGUAUCCGGUGUGGAGUCUGUUUACAAGGAGAUGGUUGAUGACAAGAGUGUUGAAGUUGGGUGGAGCUCUUUAUGUGCUCUAGCGAAUGUUUAUAUCAAGGGUGGUUUUGCUGAGAAGGCGAGUUUGGUGCUUGAGAGUGCGGAGAAGAAGUUGAACAGAAGCAGUAGGCUUGGAUACUUCUUCCUCAUCACACUCUAUGCUUCUUUAGGAAACAAAGAAGGAGUUGUGAAGCUUUGGGAACGUUCAAAGUCUGUUUCCGGCAGGGCUACUUGUGCAAACUACAUAUGCGUGUUGACGUCCUUGGUGAAACUUGGUGAUCUUGCAGAAGCUGAAAGGGUGUUUAGUGAAUGGGAGGAGACAUGCUGUAACUAUGAUGUUAGAGUCUCAAAUGUUCUUUUGGGUGCUUACAUGCGUGGUGGAGAUAUCCGCAGAGCCGAGGGGUUGCACCACCGUGUGUUGGAGAGAGGAGGUGUUCCAAACUAUAAGACUUGGGAGAUUUUGAUGGAGGGGUUUGUGAAGUGUCAGAGUAUGGAGAAAGCUAUUGAUGCUAUGCACCGAGCGUUUGAACUGAUGAAGGACUGUCAUUGGAGACCGUCACAAAAGAUUGUCAUGGCCAUUGCUGAGUACUUUGAGAAGGAGGAGAAGAUGGAUGAAGCUAACAGAUAUGUUAGAGAUUUACAUCGUUUAGGUCUUGCAAGCUUGCCGUUAUACAGAUUGUUACUUAGAAUGCAUGAACAUGUCCAGAGGCCAGCUUCUGACAUCUAUGAAAUGAUGAAGUUGGACAAAAUUAUAAUGGAUAGAGAAAGUUAAGGGAACAAACAUUAAAGAAUGUUACCAUAGUAGAAAUCUUUAUGUGUACAAGAAGUCAAUUUUUUACCCGUACAACAGGUUAACUUUUUACU
Messenger RNA from Brassica napus (rape), 1674 nucleotides. Its product is annotated as pentatricopeptide repeat-containing protein At5g27460-like. Gene Ontology annotation, cellular component: mitochondrion. NCBI's taxonomy places the organism in Eukaryota, Viridiplantae, Streptophyta, Magnoliopsida, Brassicales, Brassicaceae. The record is from RefSeq and is a predicted model, not a curated record. The transcript is spliced from 2 exons. Gene Ontology annotation, molecular function: protein binding. Bases 119 to 1582 code for a protein of 487 amino acids.